Phycomyces blakesleeanus NRRL 1555(-) is the source of this 803-nucleotide messenger RNA. RefSeq lists its product as hypothetical. Lineage: Eukaryota; Fungi; Mucoromycota; Mucoromycetes; Mucorales; Phycomycetaceae. The transcript has 7 exons. The coding region runs from base 39 to 779 and encodes 246 amino acids. Gene Ontology annotation, molecular function: acireductone synthase activity; magnesium ion binding. The record is from RefSeq and is a predicted model, not a curated record.
GGCCAAUAUACUUUAAUAUCUGUACUGCUAUUUUUACAAUGACCAACUACGAUACCGUUGUACUUGACAUUGAGGGAACCAUUACCCCAAUUACCUUUGUCAAGGACAUCUUGUUCCCAUUUGUAACACAGGGACUUGACUCCUUCCUUACUAGAACUUGGGGAUCUGAAGAUUUAAACAAGCACAUUGCUCAAUUGCGCGAACAGGCAAAAAAUGACGUUGAAAAUGGUAUCCCUGAAGCUGUAUUAAUUCCCACUGAUGGAUCGCCUGAGAAAAUUAAGGCAGCUAUCAAAAAGAACAUUGAGUGGCAAAUGGCAGCCGACCGUAAGAUUGGUGCUCUCAAGGCAUUCCAGGGGUAUAUGUGGAAAGAAGGCUACAGCUCUGGAGAGCUCCGUGGCCAGGUUUAUGACGAUGUUGUACCUGCUCUCAACAAGUGGAGAGAUUCUGGAAAGAAGAUCUACAUCUACUCUUCUGGAAGCGUUCCAGCUCAAAAGUUGCUAGUUGGAUAUUCUGACAAGGGAAAUAUUAUGGAAUACUUUAGUGGUUACUUUGAUACUACCAUUGGACUUAAAACUGAAGUUCAAUCCUAUGUGAAUAUUGCCAAGGACAUUUCAAAAGAUCCUAAGCAGAUAUUGUUUGUAACAGAUAACAUUAAAGAAAUCUUGGCCGCUCAUCAAGCAGGCUUCCAGGUUGUCAUCUCGGACCGCCCUGGAAACGCGCUUUUGGGUCCAGAAAGCGCGGCCUUCCAAAUUGUCACCGCAUUUGAUCAAAUUCAAUAAAGCUCAUUCAUCGUUUUAUUUUUU